Messenger RNA from Triticum turgidum subsp. durum (durum wheat), 1050 nucleotides. NCBI's taxonomy places the organism in Eukaryota, Viridiplantae, Streptophyta, Magnoliopsida, Poales, Poaceae. The record is from the annotation of a GenBank genome assembly.
AUGGAGGCCGUGCAUGAGGGCAAUGGAGGAGGGAGCGGCCUGGUGGUGACGGAGCUGAGCCACAUCAAGGAGCUGGUGAAGCAGCUGGACGUGCACCUGGGGGGCUCGCCCGACCUCUGCAAGCUGCUCGCCCAGCAGAUCUUCGCCGUCACCGAGCGGUCCAUCGGCAUGAUCAGGUCCGGCCACUUCAACGGCCCCAAGCGCUCGGCCGCCGGCGCCGGCCUCGACUCGCCGCCGCUCUCCGCCACGCCCAGCCCCCUCAGCGGCGUCUCCAACACGCCCUUCAAGCCCAACAAGAAGAGGAAGACUUCGGAGAAAGGGGGGCGUCAGAUCAGGGUGAGCUCGGCCGGAGAAGGGGCGGACGCCCCGGUCGACGACGGCCGCAGCUGGAGGAAGUACGGCCAGAAGGAGAUCCUCGGAGCCCAGCACCCGAGGGCAUACUACCGUUGCACGUACCAGAAGACCCAGGGAUGCGCGGCGACGAAGCAGGUGCAGCGCGCCGACGACGACCCGGCGCUCUUCGACGUGAUCUACCACGGCGAGCACACCUGCGUUCACAAGACGGCGGCGGCGGCGGCGGGCAUGGUGCAGCCGGCCGGCAAGAACCCGGACGCGGAAAGCCUUCUGCAGAGCCUGAGCUCGAACCUGACGGUGAAGACGGAGGGGCUCACGGCGGCGGGAGCGCAGGGCUGGAGCGCCACCACGCCCUUCAGCUUCUCCUCGCCGGCCGUGAGCGGCAUGACGCCGCCGGAGCAGCAGCACCACCCGUUCUCCACGCCGUCGACGCCGGAGAACUGCUUCGUGUCGAUGCCCACGUCGCUCGAACCCUCGCCGGCGACCUCGGGCUCGAACCACAUGUGCAUGACCCCGUUCCAUGCGCAGUCCGAGCUCCAAACAAUGGUGUCUGCGCUCGUGGAGGCGACGAGCAUGCCGCCGGCCGACACGGAGGAGGCCGCCUUCUCCUACUGGGGCUUCGACGACUCUGCCUUGGACGUUAACAUCCUCGACGAGGACGUUGACAACUUCGAUAUUUCUGCCUUCUUCGCAUGA